GGUAAUUUCGCCUAGCAGACAUCAACAAUUAUGGCCGAAGCCGGUGAUGUUGAUGAUGGCUAUGACCACGAAAGUGAUCCUCCUAACCAGGAAUUCAGUGAAGAAGAUUUGAGAAUUCCUCCUAUAAAGUAUGAAUACUUGGAUCACCCUGCCGAUAUUCAGCUGCAUUCCUGGGGUGACACAUUGACCGAAGCAUUUGAACAGGCUGCUGUUGCUAUGUUUGGUUACAUGACAGAAAUAGAUAAAGUCGAUGUCCUGAUGACACAAGACAUUGAAGCAGAAGGUCAUGAUAUGCUCUCACUUUUAUUUCAUUACCUUGAUGAAUUUCUGUAUAUAUUUAGUGCUGAGCCGUACUUCAUUGCAAGGAAAGUGAAAAUAUUGAAUUUUGACAAACAGAAUUUCAAAAUAAAAGCCCGUGGGUAUGGGGAAAUAUUUGAUCUUGAUAAACAUCCACAGGGAAGUGAAGUGAAAGCUAUUACAUAUUCUAACAUGCAAGUUCAUGAAAAUGAAGAUAAAAGUGAACUCUUUGUGAUUGUUGAUAUUUAAAAGGCAAUGUAAAGCUGUGAAAUAUUUUAUUUAUAAAUAUGUAUCUAAUUUUUCAUACUUUUAUAAAUGAAAAUUUUACAUUAUUAAGUGUUUCAUAAAUCAAAUUUAUAUUCAUGCUUUUUGCAAUUAAAUAUCAUUUGCAUAGUUAUUAAUUAAAAGUUUUUCUGUAUUUUGCUUUUUCAAACAAUUUGCAUGACUUAUUUGUUGAAUAAAGAGCUUGUAUGUUGAUCUCAUCUUGAAAUUUUUAAAACUUAUUUUCAAAAUGUAUUCUGAUGUUAAGUAAUAACAGUAAACAUGAGUAUAUAUUUGAUGCUUUAUCAAAUUUUAAGGACCAAAAAAGAAAAAAAGAAAGAAAA
Molecule: messenger RNA, 902 nt
Organism: Uloborus diversus
Lineage: Eukaryota; Metazoa; Arthropoda; Arachnida; Araneae; Uloboridae
Gene: Archease
Product: protein archease-like
Exons: 9
Coding region: 31-546 (171 amino acids)
Biological process (GO): tRNA splicing, via endonucleolytic cleavage and ligation
Cellular component (GO): tRNA-splicing ligase complex
Source: RefSeq, a predicted model, not a curated record